Messenger RNA from Trichomonas vaginalis G3, 1671 nucleotides. Its product is annotated as surface antigen family. NCBI's taxonomy places the organism in Eukaryota, Parabasalia, Trichomonadida, Trichomonadidae. The transcript has a single exon. The record is from RefSeq and is a predicted model, not a curated record. The coding region runs from base 1 to 1671 and encodes 556 amino acids.
AUGAUAAAUUUCACCUCACAUGGCACCGCCCCUUGCGAAUCACUAAAGAAUGUAAAUUUGCCACAUGUUACAUUUGCUAAUGAUUAUGCUUUCUUUGGCUGUAAGGCUCUUGAAACGAUUAGUUUAGAAGAACUAACAACCAUUGGUGAUGUUGUUUUCUUCGAAUGUAAAUCACUUAAGAAUGUAAAUUUGCCAAAUCUUACAAUUGCUAAUGAUUCUACUUUCUGCGGUUGUGAAUCGCUGAAGAAUGUAUAUUUGCCACAUCUUACAAUUGCUAAUCAAGAUGUUUUCAGUGGUUGUAAGGCUCUUGAAACGAUUAGUUUAGAAGAACUAACAACAAUUGGUAAAAGUGUUUUAUACGAUUGUGAAUCACUUAAGAAUGUAUAUUUGCCACAUCUUACAAUUGCUAAUUUUGAUGUUUUCUUUGGCUGUAAGGCUCUUGAAACAAUUAGUUUAGAAGAACUAACAACAAUUGGUGACUUUGCUUUCACGGAUUGUGAAUCACUUAAGAAUGUAAAUUUGCCAAAUCUUACAAGUUGCGGUCAAUCUGCAUUUAGUGGUUGUGUUUCACUUGAAACAAUUGAAUUAAAUGAAGUAACAUCAAUGGGUGAAACUGCAUUUUACAAUUGCAAAUCUCUUAAAAAUGUAACAAUGUCUCAUCUCAAAAUUGUUAGUAGAGAAGCAUUUUAUCUCUGUAAAGCACUUGAAACAGUAAACUUUGAAGAAGUAACCGCUAUUAAUGAAGGAGGAUUCUUUCAAAUUGAGUCUCUGAAAAAUGUAAAUAUUCCUCAUCUUCAAACUAUUGAACAUAAAGCAUUUAUUGGUUGUAAAUCACUUGAAACAGUUAAUUUUGAAGAAUUAACAAUUGUUGGUACAGAAGGAUUUUCUUAUUGCACAGCACUUAAGAAUGUAAAUAUUCCACACCUCCAAACUAUUAAUGAAAGUGGAUUCGAAUAUUGUGAAUCACUUGAAACAAUUGAAUUCAACGAAGUUACAUUUUUAGGCAGAUAUGCUUUUGUAAUGUGUAGUUCAUUAAAGAAUGUUCAACUUAAAUCUGUAAAAACACUUUCAAGAGGAUGUUUUGCAUCAUGUACAUCAAUUGUUGAACUAAAUCUAACAUCUGUAACAGAGAUCAUCGAUGAUUCUGUAUUUUCUAACUGUCCAUCAUUAAAGACAUUGAUAUUAACAAAUUUAGAAAAAGUUAAUUCAAGUUGUGAAGAUAUAUUUGCUUUUUGCUAUGAUCUCAAAGAUAUUUACUUUGGCAAUUAUCCACCUAAUGAAUUCAAUCAAUACAUAUCAUUUAAAGGUAUGACAGUUCAUAUUCCAUCAGAAGAUUCUUGGGGAAAUUAUGUUUCUCAAUCUCAAGAAAUUUCACCAAAUCACUAUAAAUGGCAUAAUUUCGAAUUCACUUAUUAUCCACCUCCAACAUCACAACCAACAACAACAACGACAACAACAACUGAUCCACCAACAUAUCAGCCAACAACAACAGCGCCAGGAUCACCAACACCAGAUGAUAAGCAAAGAAGGAAGCGAGUUAUAGUUAUUUCAUCUACAGUUUCUGUUGGCAUUCUCAUCAUCAUUGUUAUAUUAGUAGCAUUCGUUCUUAUCUCAAGAAAGAGGAAACAAGUUGAACUUCUUCAAUCUCAACCUCUAUUAACUCAAAGUUAA